GUUGGCAGGAAGAGCUACAGAGCGGAGAUACAUGAUGAUGUCAACACGCCAGUGAUCCUCUCGGUCUGGCAAACACAAGGCCUUUUUAACCCAUCGAUUUCUUGUUAUAUAUCGUAAUGGUCUGGUGGGAUUGUACAAGUAAUGUUCUGCCUGAUCUCAGAGGUGGUCGUUGUGUCGGCUCUGUCCUUUAAGGCGCAUUGCAGCUUUGCUCAAGGACUCUAGCGAUCAUCCGCAGCAUCCGGAGGAGUCCAGAUCCUACUGAUGCACCAGUGUGGAGAGCAGGAAGCUGGUGUUCACUGAAAAACCACAGUCAAAUGUAACAGGAAGGAUGGCAGCAAUCAGUGGGGCUUGAUUCGCCAGUGAAGUAACCCCGGAGUAAUUCUUUAAUCAAACCAGCUUGGUCUUUUCCCUAGACUGGGAGUUGUUUUUAUCUCAAAGGAGCUGGACUGUGAUCCUUGCCAAGGACUUGUAUUCUGUGCAGCACAGAGAUUUGCCCGGGCGAGAUUAGACACCAUCUGGCUAAUUUGACAGGAUUGAGAGUGAUGAGAUGUAUCUGGCAAUGUCAAAGCAAAAUCAUUUUGGCUGUUUGACCAGAGAUCUAGAGACAUGGAGAAUCUGAGCCUCAUCUCUCCUUAUCUACACUUCUGAGCUGUGUUUGAGUCAGGAGGACCAUGCUCUGCUCAGAGCGUGGCGUGGUGGAGGAAUGGCUCUCAGAGUUCAAGACAUUACCUGACGAUCAGAUCUGCAGCUAUUCUGGCAGCCUGCGUCUGAAGAAAGCUCUGGUACCUGCGCUCUACGCUGUUAUUCAGCAGCAGCCCAUCAGUGAGCUGCUGGCUCCGGUGUGUCAUCAGUUGUUUGAGCUGUACCGGAGCUCAGAGGAGGGGUUGCGUCGGUUUACUCUGCAGUUCCUGCCUGAACUCAUCUUGGUGUACUUGCGUCAGUCAGCCAGCAGAGAGCGCUACCGCAAUGGCUGCGUGGAAGCCCUGCUGCUGGGGAUCUAUAACCUGGAAAUUGUUGACAGUAAAGGAAAUGGAAAGCUGCUGUCUUUCACCAUACCGUCUCUCUCCAAGCCUUCAAUAUACCAUGAGCCAUCCAGCCUGGGCUCCAUGGCGUUAACUGAGGGAGCCCUGAACCAGCACGACCUCAUCCGGGUGGUCUACAGCGGUCUGCUAUCUCAGAGAGAGACAUUUACCUCACAGAACAGGUUUGAGGUGCUGUCUUUUCUAAUGCUCUGCUACAACUCAGCCGUGGUCUUGAUGCCUGCGUCCUCCCACCAAUCGGUUUGCAGAAUGAGCACACGGCUGUGUGUGAGCGGUUACCCGCGCCAGCAGCAAAAGUCAUGGAAGGAGCCGUAUAACCGGGUCCGAUUGGAGCCAGAGUUCAUGGUGCAGAUGCUGACUGCUGUUUACCACGCCAUUUAUAAUGGGCAGUGGGAAUUGGGGAGGGAAGCUUUGGAUGACAUCCUCUACCGAGCACAGCUAGACCUCCAUGCACAGCCAUUACUGGUGGCAAAUGCAAUUAGUCGCUCACUUCCGUCCCGUCCUCCAGAGGGCUCGCAUAACCUUCUGGAGGUGGAAGUAACACCUGCUGGGAGAUGUGUCUCACAGGCAGCUGUCACUACCGCCUCCAUUCGCCGUCUCCGCUGGAAACAAGAGGAUGCUGAUGGCAUGAUCUGUGGAGAGGACUCUUUUGACCCAGAUGAAGGGUUUUCCUCUGGGGCUUCCAGCAGCAGCCAGCCCAGCAGUGUGAAACGUGACUGGGUCAUAAUGGGCAUUCGACCUUCCCGAGAUCCGGGAGCCAGACAGAGGGAAAGCACGUCAGCUGACACCAGAGCCACCCUCCGAAGCCUUCAGCAACGGCACCAGUCCCCUCCCCCUGCCAUCAGCCUUCAAACCACAGGAAGCAGCCCCAGUCCCAGUGCUCCCAGACGCUAUCUGGAUCCACAUUACAUCCCUCCCUUCGCUGGUGUGCCGCCUAAAACCAGCAGCACAUCUUCUAGCAAGUCUCUUGACUGUACCGGCCUAAACGGCUCAUCGGGACCUACAGAUAGCCUAUCGUUUGGAAGCCUCAAUGCAGACAGGGCACACUAUCUGUCAGCCGUUAGCUUACAAGAGGAACGUCUAGGGCGAACAACGCGGAGCCAGGAUCUCCUCUCCCCCGGGAGUCCGUUCUCCUCUGGAAGCCCAUUGUCCAAACAGUCUCGGUCACCCAGUUUUAAUAUGCAGAUUAUAUCACAGGUGUAGAAUGAUUCUGCUGGGCUGUGUGUGCAUGAGAAUACGAAAGCCUAUUUCUGCCUUGGAAUAAUAAAAAAGGUAAUUUCGACCUUUUUAUCUCCCAAUUCUGGCAUUGUUUCUCGUAAUUCUGAUUCAGUGUCUCACAAUUCAGAUUUUCAGUUUAAAUAAAUAAAUAGUUUUAUAAAUUUAAAUAUAGAUAGAUAUAACCUCAUAAUUCUGAGGGAAUUGCAAGAUGUUAACUUUAUUAUAUUUAUUUCAUGAUAGAAAAAAAACAAAUGCAAGAUAUAAACUCAGGAUUUUGUAAACACAAAAGAACUUUUAGAUAUUAAGAAGGUAAGUCAAAAUUGUGAGAUAAACUCUUGCAGCUGCAAGAAAAAGGUUUAAUUUGUGAGUUGCAAUUAGCUUUUUUUUGUUUUUAAAUAAAAUUGCUAUUCUAAAAAAGUCUUAUUUUUUUAUUACAUGGAAGAAAAUAAAUUGCAAGACGUAAACUCAGAAUUAUGAGGAAAAAGUCAGAAUCGUGUGAUAUUUGAGAUAAAAAGAUGCAAUUACUUUAUAUAUAUGUGGCAGAAACUAACUUCCAUUUGAGUAAGUGAAAGCGAGAGAGAGAGAGAGAGAGAGAAGCAGAAAUGUUAACAUGCAUGUUGUAUGGUGCGAGUGUGAGUGUGUUUGAAUGACAGUGUGCUUAUACACUUUUAUUUGAUCACUACAUUAUGCACUUGGGUUCGGUGUGGAGGAAAAAACUUGUUUUGCACAAUGGACACAUUCAAGUUCACAUAAUUUGUUUUAAAUGUGCCAUACAAACAUACAAUAACAAGGUGUUACUUAAGAGGAACAUACAUUACUGUAACAAAGCAAUGAACUUCAAAAACUGACAAUCAUGGUCAAUGCAUCAAGAAAGGCCUGAUAGUGCAUGAUCCAAAGAGUUUUAUCUAGCCCAGCUGUACUGUAGGUCAUCCUCAAGAAAUCCUCUUCUAUGUCUUCAUUUCGGUUUGUGCUGACUGAGCCCGCUUACUGUUGCCUGUGCUCUUCACCCACUUUAGAAAGUAAAUUGUGUGGAUUGCCUCAAUGAAAUGCUAUGUCGUGAAAAAAAAAAAAAAAUUAUAAUAAUAAAAAAAACAGUAUAUGUUGUACUUUGGAAUAAGUUUAUAUUUUAAAUUGUGUAUAUUUUGUGUAAAUGAUUAUUGUACUAUAGAGAGAGUAUAUGCUAACAGAAUCUAUAUUGCUUGUACAGAGAUAGGAAGCUAUCUGCGGAAUGGUGAAUAAAUGUGCUGUUCAUGG
Carassius carassius (crucian carp) is the source of this 3512-nucleotide messenger RNA. Its product is annotated as hyccin 2-like. Gene Ontology annotation, cellular component: plasma membrane. Bases 672 to 2243 code for a protein of 523 amino acids. The record is from RefSeq and is a predicted model, not a curated record. Gene Ontology annotation, biological process: phosphatidylinositol phosphate biosynthetic process; protein localization to plasma membrane. NCBI's taxonomy places the organism in Eukaryota, Metazoa, Chordata, Actinopteri, Cypriniformes, Cyprinidae. The transcript has 13 exons.